Messenger RNA from Peronospora farinosa, 2061 nucleotides. Lineage: Eukaryota; Oomycota; Peronosporomycetes; Peronosporales; Peronosporaceae. The record is from the annotation of a GenBank genome assembly.
AUGCAGCAUCAAUAUUCAUUUGUCAACCAGUUUUCCGACGUUUUACCACUCUAUAACCAGAAAAUCAAUGCCAAAGGCCCGACUAAAAAGCGCGUCAAGACAGAACAGACUCCAGCUCAACGAGUUCAAGCUCAAGCUCAAGCUCAAUUGGAGGCUCUGCAACUGCAACAGCUGCAACCUCAGCAGAAUCAGCUACAAGAGCCUAAUACGCCAUUAACAAUCACAAGUAGUGCAUUGGACCAGGCAGUAGUGCAACAUGCACAAGCUAUGAAUCAAAUGGCUAUGCAACAGAGCAUGCCUGAUAGUCUCAUGGACGUAGGCAUGGCUGACGCAAAGGAUAAAAAUGGGGGAAAAGACAGAAAGGGAAAGAACGUACCGUUGUCCAAGAUUCAAAUCGACAUGUUUGAAGAGGCAAUGGCCAUGCACGCCUAUGUGACGGGCAUGGCUUUUGAUGCUAUCGAGGACUCACACUUGGCUAGAGCUAUGAACAUUUUGCGCCCGAAUGUAAAGCUCCCGGAAAAGAAAAAACUGGAGGGAGAGCUGCUGACCCGAUGCUAUGAGAAAAUGCACAAACAGGUGUGGGGAUAUCUCACAACCAGUCCUGCGCGAGUGUGUCUGAAGAGAGAUGCAUGGUCGAGUUUGAACUUGUAUAAUACGCAUAAUCCAGCGGAGGCGUACGUGACGUACAUGGCCGUGAAUAAUGAAAAGAGGCUUUUUUUAGAGUCCGAGAAGGCUGCUGGAGAUGAAGCGCGGUACAAUUCGAUUAUGAUUGCACAAGAUAUAAAGCGAAUGAUGCAAGCAAUUGGAAGCAAUAUAAGUGGAGCCGUGACUGGUAGUACCGAGUAUCAUUCACGAGCAUGGGAUAUGCUCAAAGCGGAGUAUCCGACCAAAUUUUUCUAUGGCUGUAUCUGUCACGCACUACAUCUGGCAAUUAUGGAUAUCUUUGGCCCAGAGAAAUCUGUAGAAAACGAUCCUAGGCGAAUUUCGCCGCAGGUACCCAUGGAUUUUCCGUUUCAGGACCUCGUCGAAUUUAAUAACAGUUGUAAUAAGUUGUUGUCGUUCUUCAGUAGCUACCAGUACGCACCCAAAGACAAGGUGUUCGACUCCCAACUUCUUCACGCCAUGGAAGGAUUUGCGAACGCGUCGCCUACAAUGUCAUGGGGCACACUAGCCGCACGGUUUCGGGUGCUAAUGCAGUCAGGAGACGAGCUCCAGACCAUUGUGAGCGAUCCCGAAUUUUUGGGGUCCGGGUCACCAGCAAAUCAGCGCGAAAUUCGCCAAAGCAUAAAGGAUUUUGUUUUGAGUCUUAACUGGAAGUUGACAUUGGAGAAGGCAAUAACAAUCCUCACGCCUGUCGAGUUAAUCCUGUACAAGUUUCAAGACGACCGUGCUCCUAUCUCAGAGGUUUACUUCGAGUCUAAACACUUGCUUACCGACUUCGAUGCAGUCUUCGGUCUGACAACGGUUGAGCUGGAAUAUAUCAAAAAGGUAGUCACGGAGAGGUGGCAGUACGUGCUGAGCGAAGCACACGGUUUGGCAUUUUUGCUGGAUCCACGAUAUAUUGGCAAGUCCAUGACACGAGAUUAUCGCGAGCAAAUUGAGGAGCUGAUCUUUAGCUUCCCCGAGACUGACCAAGACAUGGGUGUUGAUGAAGAGCGAAGGCGAGCAAUGUCAGCAGAGUACACCGAUUACGUCAUUUAUGCCAAGAACCAGCGCAACAACCGCACCUACAAGUGGGAAAUGUUAGAAAAGGGCAAUCGCUCGCCACUGCAGUUCUGGCAGACGGACGCGGAAGAUUGGCCGCACCUCAGAUCGCUAGCGCUCACGCUGUUUUCGUUAGCGCCAAGCAGUGUUGCAUCUGAGAAAACGCUGUGCAAGAGCACCUUGGCGCAAUCCAGUCACCGCAACAAGCUCAGUUUCGACAAUGUACGGCGUCUAGCAUUUAUUUGCAUAAACGACCCCCAAUUUGCUGGUGGGGAAGUGCAGAAUAACACGCUGCCCGAUUUUACUGUAGGAGACACAGCACUUUCACCUGAUGGAAUGAUGAUGUGGAUGAUUUGA